GUGUCGGCUCCCUGAGGAGGAGGCUGCGUCGCAGGUUCGGGGGGGCAGCUGCAGCCUCUGUAGUCCUCUCCAGUCUCCUGUGUGCGGUGGCCCGGCGGACUCUCCGGCUCCGGCGGUGACGAGGCCCUGUGCUGCAGUCCACGUCCGCAGCGUGCGGCGGACAGACAGGGCCGCUGGUCCAAUCAAAUCGCUCGACAUAUUGAGGUUGCCAAAUCAAAGCCAAAGAGGAGGCGCCGGCGACGUCGUCGGAAUGACGUCAUGCUCAAACAGCUGGUCGCUGGCAGAUAAUCAGAAAAAAUGUAGACCAGCAGAGCGCCUGAGACCUGCAGCCGGGCUGGAGCCCCCCUCACAACGCGUUCGGCUUUUGACGAUGUUGCAGCUGGAGGGUCGGGGCUCGGGAUGUAGCCCUCCGAGGCUCCUCUUGCUUGUUUACACCUUUUUCUGCGCUGUUGGAGAUUGCCUUUUUGUGACCGAUUACUUCACCCGUACGCCUCGUAAGCUAAAUGCUUUCAACUCCUUCGCCAGUGUGGAGCUGUUCCACUUCAAUGUGCCUGAAGACACAAUGAUGGCCGUCUGGAACCUCAUCACCUUCAAGGAGCAAGGGGGCACGUUUGGAGACAGCUGCCCAAACCGCAAUGUGACAGUAUAUUUCAGGUCAGGAGCUCCUCCGGUGAUCAACCCCCUUUACACCCGCUUCCCUCGGGAUACGGUCGUCCCGGGGUCCUUCGCCGUGACCCUGACCUGGACUCUUCCAAACCGAACAACCGGAGCGUUCAAUGUGACUAGCCCUCUCCCAGGAGACUGGUUCUUAGCCGCACAUUUACCCAAGGAUGAGGGCAAGAUCUCAGUCAAGGGUUUGUCUGAGGAAUGCCAGUACCUGUUCCAACCACAGCUCAUCGUCCAGAAGUUGAUUGGGAUUUCGGUGCUUUAUCCUGGGUACUUUAUUGACCAGAUGAUCCCAAUCCAUAACAGAUCAGCACUUUACAAGGUUUUCAUUCCCAAUUAUAUAUCAAAGGUGAAGGUUCAGCUGAUAAACUGCAGCACCAAAAACAAAAGCAGCGACACCUGUCCCGUGGUGCUGAAGAUGAGAGCGCGGGCGCCGCCGGUGCACAACUCGAGUGCCCUCGACUGCAGGGAGUGGAACCCAUGUGAAUUAGUCACCCUCGUACCUGCCUGGGAGCAAUGGUACUACAUCCUCGUUGAGAGGUAUCUGAGCAACUCAGAUGUCUACUUUCGCAUCGGUGUGCAAGUCACAGAUUGCUCCAAACCCAGCUCAUCGAAGGACCGAGCGCAGUCCAGCUCGUCCAUGAACAUGCCUCAGUCUUUUGGAACAGCGAUGGGCUUCUCCCUGUCAGACACGCUGCUGAUGGCAUCGCUGCCUGGCCUGGCUCAGAACGCUAGUCACCUGCACACCUCAGAGGACAGCAUCAUUUACCUCGCCCCCACUGCAGACACGAACAAAUGCUGGCCCAUCCGCCCCACCCUGCGUAACGAGCUGGAUACCUUCUCUGUGCACUUCUAUGUCUUCUUUGGUCCAAACAUAUCCAUUCCACCUGACCGGGCCGCUGUGUUUGCCAUCAACCUGAUGCCUGUUUUAGACAGCGGAGGGGUCCUCAAUAUGGAGCUCAAAUUAAACCUGUCGACGCUGAAAGGAGCAAAUCUGACUGUGUUCGGCUGCCUUAAUCACGGAAUGCCUCUCUUCUUGAGAGAAAAUUCAUCGCUAAAAUGUGAUUCAGAAUCAGUUGCUGGGUUUUUCCUCUCUGCCAACGUGUCCUCUAAUAUUACCAAACUGAGAAUUCCCUACCCACAAACAGGAACCUGGUACCUCAGUCUGCGCUCCUUAUGUGCCACUGAACACGGGUUUGAAGCAUGCACCAAUGUAACUGCAGAGGUUUAUAUGCGUGCAUACCUUACUCCAUGCAUCAAUGACUGCGGGACAUAUGGACAGUGCAAGCUCCUGCGAACCAACAACUACCUUUAUGCUGCAUGUGAAUGCAAAGCAGGCUGGAAUGGCUGGGGCUGCACCGACAACUCCGAAGCCUAUUCUUACAGCUUCCAGCUCCUCUCCACCCUCCUGCUCUGUCUCAGCAACCUGAUGUUCGUCCCGCCUGUGGCCAUCGCCAUUCGCAGCCACUACCUGCUGGAGGCUUCAGUCUACAUCUUCACCAUGUUUUUCUCCACUUUUUACCAUGCAUGUGACCAGCCUGGUAUCGUUGUCUUUUGCAUCAUGGAGUAUGACGUUUUGCAGUUUUGUGACUUCCUUGGGUCCCUUAUGUCAGUGUGGGUCACAGUUAUUGCUAUGGCAAGGCUAAAAUCCAUCAUCAAGCAGGUGUUGUAUCUGCUGGGGGCGAUGUCUCUGUCCAUGGCUCUGCAGCUGGACCGUCACGGUCUGUGGAACCUGCUGGGACCUAGCCUGUUCGCGCUGGGCAUAAUGGCUGUAGCAUGGACUGUGCGCACCAUCCGCCGCCGGCGCUGCUACCCGCCCACCUGGAAGCGCUGGGUCUUCUUCCUGUUCCCCGGCACCAUGAUCGCCACAUCCGCUGUGGCUCUGUACGCCUUCGUGGAGACGGAGGAGAACUACUUCUACAUCCACAGCAUAUGGCACAUGCUGAUUGCAGGGAGCGUGGGCUUCCUUUUGCCGCCUCGCGCCAAGCCAGACGCCAAGGUGACCCCGCUGAAGCGCAAGCGGGGCUGCGGCUAUCAGCUGUGCGUGAACGAACACGAGGAACUGGGCCUGGUGGACCCAGGCAUCAUAACCAUCAACAGCAUCUGUACCAGCUGAUAAACUCCACGUUCACUACUUUUUACCUUAGAGACACUUCAUUGCCUUCUUUUACUGCAGAAAUUCACACAUGGAAAUUAAGCCACAGAACUUUAAAAAAAGGAAGAAGGAAAAAAAAUGUAAAUACUUAAAUCCUAAUAUGACACUGAAAUUUCUUUUUUCUGUUGUAAUGGUCAUGGUAAUUAUGAUCAGUAUGUAAUUAUUAUCUAUAGUUGAAGUUCUGAUGAAUUGUGGAUGUAUAGUGACACAGUGUUGCUUGUGAAUAUGUAUUUAAAGUCAAAGCUGAAACACUGCUGCUAUCUGACGGUGACUGUAAAUCUGCUUCUGUUGGUUAUUUAUUGCUGGUCUUGUAAGCAGGCCAAGAGCUGUGGUGUGGGAAGGAAGGUACGGGUUGCUGGUAAACGGUGGACAUAGAUGGACGUUUACCAAGGGCACGGCUUUUCUGAAAUUCUUUUAAGAUAUAUCUUUUGCACUGAGACACAAAAAUGUUGGUCUGUAAAUUUUUAUAACAAUGGGCAUCACAAAUGUAAAACCUAGCUGUCAUGUGGAAUGUUAGACUGUCUUUUGCAAAUGCAAUGUAUCACUUUUACACGAAUGUGCUGAGUGUUCUUAGAGGAAAAAAAAUUACCAAACCUCCUUAAGGAGAAGAGAAAGGCAGGAAUACUUAAAAUGAUAGAUGUUUUUCUUUUUUUUUUUUUAAUGAGGUUGUAAGGUGUACUUGUCAACAUCUUACCAACAACUAAAUGCAUUCUGAGGGACCUCAGUUGGAGAAUUACUGAAAAAUUUUCUUAGAAGAGGAAGACCCUUUAUGGUCAAUUUUUCAUCAGUUCCGAUUCUGACAAAUGGUGAAAAAUAUGGUUUUCACACUGUCACACAUAUUUAGCUUGGAUUCAGAUUUGUAAUUAUGUGAAACUGCAGCAUGUGUAGUCACAAUGCCAUAGUUAUUGUUUGGACAUGUCACAACUCUGACCUUCAACGUAUACAGCAUAUUUUCACCACUGCAAAUUAAUUGAUAUAUAUUCUACACCAGUGAUACAGCAAUGGCGAGACAUUACUAAAUGUUACAUGAUGCAGACACUCUGUCUGCACUGAUGGUUUAAGUUUGUCAUGUUGAAUACUUACGGUUACUGACACAGCAGGGAACUUGGACCAAUAUUCUAACGAGUUCAUUAAACCCUUCAUCAGCAGUAAAGCAUUACAUUUUCACCAAGAUAGUCAUGGCAUUAAGUAUGGGGAAAACAUCCUAGAAAACAAUACAACUUGCUCUACCAUAACUCGGCAACUGAUUUGGCACAUUUCAUCAAUACACAUGGAAUAUUUGUAAUGGGCCAUUACACAAGUGAUACAUGCCUACACCAGACUUUACAUUUCACAGAACGUAUUUUAUUAUUUCACAUUUCAUUCCAGAUAAAAAUUUGUCAUAUUUCAUUUCAGAAUGAGAAACUGCGCAGCAGCACAAUAAUCUACAUUCCUGAAUUUGAUGGAAUCCAGUAGAAUAGAAGACCAUAGCUACUUUUCUUCCAAAUGAAAUGUUAAUACAGAAAGCAUUUUUUUUCCGGUAAAGGCAGGGAAAUUAAAUAUGUGAGUCCAUUGGAGUCGCAUGGGGCACUUUUAGCCAUGAAGGUUUCCAGAGGGAAUAUCUGGCACCACAUAAAAAUGCUAAAGCAGUCAAACAGUUUUGUUACUGCUCUUUCUUGUUUCCAUAACUCUAAUUAGCACAUAAGUCUGGUGCCCUGUAUAUUUAGUUAUUGGAGAAUAAUUAACUUUUACAACAGUUUUGUGCUGUAAUCAACAAUAAUCCAUGUAAUCAGUGACUUUUAAGUUUGUAAAAUUCUGAUCACAAUUUAACGUUUGAUAAAUAAUUUUGAAGUUGUUCAGAAAAUUCAUGAUAUAGUUGUAUCACAAAAUAGUAAGUUUUUGUUUUCCAAGGAGUUCAGACAUGCAUUAGCGGUAUAAAAGGCAAAUUACAAUAAAAAAAAAUUACUGGAUUACAUAAGUUUUCUCAAAAAGAAAAAGUCCAAAUAUUCAAGUCAAAAUACUGUUUUUCUGGAAAUUUGUUAAAAUUGAAUUUCUAAAAAAUUUGCAUUGCUUUUUCACACAGUCAAGUGGAGAAAAUAUCCGUUGGUAUAUUCCAAAUAUAAUUCUAAUCAGUUUAUCCAGCAUUGUUUUUUUCUUAUCAUCCUAUCAUACGUUGUGAACGAUCCUUUGCAGACGCUGCCGUUUCUUUGCAAAACGUCAUGCCACAAACAUUUAACACACAGGGGUUAAACAUGCAAACAUUUUCAAGAAACUAUUUUAAAAUUGUAAGGAUUUGCAUUUGUAUGCAUAAUGGAAAUAUUCUCUGGAAAUCUUUCAGCUCGGCUCCCUCGUGAUAAUUUUAAGUUGAUUCUCCAAACUGAUAAUGAUUUGUUUUUUGGCCACUUAAGAUGAUGACUACUCUUACCUACUCCUCAAAGCAAUGCUUCAAAAACAACUGACUAUUCUUUUAAGAGACCUCAGACGUAGACCUUUCCUCGCCACUCUUUUUCUGACAGGACCUCUGUGACACCACAUUCAUGAACAAUAAAUGUUUUCUUUCUUUGC
This is a messenger RNA of Poecilia reticulata (guppy), 5365 nucleotides long. It is a transcript of the gene tmem8b, whose product is annotated as transmembrane protein 8B. Lineage: Eukaryota; Metazoa; Chordata; Actinopteri; Cyprinodontiformes; Poeciliidae. Gene Ontology annotation, cellular component: membrane. The record is from RefSeq and is a predicted model, not a curated record.